UGGUGCAGCCAAAGAAGUGGACAUCAAGACCCGAAGUGGCGGGUGAAUCUUGGAAUCUGGAGCCAAAACCCCCGCAUCACGGAUGAGCUUCCAUCUUACCGACGUCGGCUUCUGGCGGUCUAGCGUACUGUGCGCUCAGCUCCUCAUCUCUCUCUCGCUUGUUCCUGCUCACAAGCACUUCCGCAUGCGUUACCUUUGUACGUAAGGCGCUCAUGAAGCGACCAAGGGGAGAUGUUGCCACGGGCCCUGGGUUGCCAGACAUGGAGGCUACCUGGAUCGAUACGGCCAUCGCCAGGUCGGAGCUUCGCUGGAGGAGCAAGUUGGACGCGGCGGGCGCUGUUGACACGCGCUCAUGAUCGCGGACCUUCUGAGCCGCCACUGCUUGAGCAAACUGUGCCCGAACAUUUUGCUUCAAUUGUCCGGCAACAUGGAGACCGUACCGCUGUUGUCUCUCGCCAUCAACAGACUCAGUUGACCUACGAUGAGCUCGAUCGGAAGAGCAAUGCCUUGGCGCGCGGAUUCCAAAGUAUUGGCGUUAGGAAGGGUGACCGGGUCGCAGUCUUCCUUGGUAAUAACAUCGAAUUUGCCGUGGCGACUUAUGCAAUCUUCAAGCUUGGUGGGAUUCUGAACCCUCUUAACCCUUCCUUCAACGUCAGCCAGGUCAUCUCGGCGGCCUCGCACCUUGGAACGAGCCACUUGAUCAUUGGAGCGGAAACGAAUCUGAUAAGGAGGCCUCCGAGAAGUAAUGUGCAGAUGCUAGAGCAAAUUGUGCCGAAUAUCAAAGGGAGCAAGCUGAAGUCGGAAUCCAUGCCAUCGUUGCAGCAGAUCGUUCUUGUUGACAACUCGUCCGGACGGGUCGACACGCAAGAGCUAAGAGCUGCAGUCCCUUUCCAGGCGCUGUUGGAUGGAUCUGAACAGUCAUUACCGGAUCAAGGUCUGCAUAAGGACGACGUUGUCAACAUACAGUUCACGAGUGGAACAACUUCAAUGCCGAAGGCAGCGUGCCUUUCGCACCGGUCAAUACUGAACAAUGGCAUGCAGAUCGGUGACCGUAUGCUGCUGACGCCGGAAGAUGUCGUCUGUUGUCCGCCUCCACUGUUUCACUGCUUUGGCUGCAUUCUCGGCUACAUGGCUACUGCUACGCACGGCUCCUCGAUCGUUUUUCCUUCCGAAGCUUUCGACCCGCUCGCGACACUGAAGGCUGUACAAGAGUACAAAGCCACGGCUCUCUAUGGCGUUGCAACGAUGUUUCUGGCCGAACUUGAGUUGCUCGCCAAUGGCACUGUACCAUACGAAGGCUUUCAGCACCUACGUACAGGUAUCGCAGCUGGCAGCUCCGUGCCAGCGGAACUCAUGCGGAAGUUGCACAAAAUCUUGAAUCUGCACGAGCUCACGAUCUGCUACGGCAUGACCGAAACUUCUCCAGUGAGCUGCAUGACACGCACAGACGAUCCCCUUCAGAAACGCAUCGAUACUGUCGGCCGCCUUAUGCCACAUGUGGAGGCCAAAGUAGUCGACAUUGAAGACCGCAGCAAGAUACUGGGCGUCGGUGAGCGCGGCGAGCUUGCUGUAUCUGGGUAUCUGGUUAUGAAGGAGUACUGGGGUGACCCGGUCAAGACGGCAGAAGCCAUGAUACCAGACCACGAAGACCCAACGAAGCUUUGGAUGCUGACCGGGGACGAGGCAAGCAUGGACGAAGAAGGCUACGUCAGCAUCACCGGCCGUAUCAAGGAUCUGAUUAUCCGAGGCGGCGAGAACAUUCACCCGCUGGAGGUGGAGAACUGCUUGCUCGCGCACGACAGCGUUCGCGAAGUCAGUGUCGUUGGCCUACCAGAUGAGAAGUACGGUGAAAUCGUUACCGCUUUCGUUGUGAAGGCGCAGGGCGUGGCUUUGACCGCCCAAGAGGUCCGAGACUGGGUAAGGGAGAAGCUGAGCGGACAUUUGGUGCCAAAGUACGUUUUCUGGACUGACGACUACCCGAAGACUGCAAGCGGCAAGAUCCAGAAGUUCAAACUGCGCGAGAUGGGCGUACAGUUGCUACGCGACGGACAAGGCUUGGAGUAGUCGUAUGAAUGUGGAGGGCUCGCAAGCUCGCUCCGGGGUUGUGAAGUGGUUGUGCUACAUUGUUGCUAACGACCUCUCGCUCUUUUUCAUUGUACCGUUUCCAAAUCAUGCCACUGCUGGUAUCUAGUAACACUCAAUCAACACGCAAACACUAUGUUCCUCCUUGCAACCUCUAAACGCCACCACAAAUGCAUCUCCGCAAUCGCCGCCCUUCAGCAUGGGUCCAGAAAAGCGAUGUGCUGUUAAACAAUAGUUGCGCCACUCAGCACUUGAGCUAGCGAUGUAUAACUGGUAUGUGCGGCGAGUUCGCCGUCCUCCAGACAGAUAAAAUAAUAUACUUUUAAGCGCCUCCGGUAGCCCA
Baudoinia panamericana UAMH 10762 is the source of this 2425-nucleotide messenger RNA. RefSeq lists its product as uncharacterized. The coding region runs from base 232 to 2064 and encodes 610 amino acids. The transcript is spliced from 3 exons. Gene Ontology annotation, biological process: fatty acid metabolic process. NCBI's taxonomy places the organism in Eukaryota, Fungi, Ascomycota, Dothideomycetes, Mycosphaerellales, Teratosphaeriaceae. Gene Ontology annotation, molecular function: medium-chain fatty acid-CoA ligase activity. The record is from RefSeq and is a predicted model, not a curated record.